GAAUACCGACAAUACUAAGAAUAAACUUGAGGAUCAGAUUUAUAAUAAGAACGAUGCUGAUGAUGAAGAAGUAAUGCUACCAGGGUUUAGGUUUCAUCCUACCGACGAAGAACUCGUAGGAUUUUAUCUUCGGCGAAAAGUGGAGAAAAAACCUUUGAGUAUUGAGAUUAUCAAACAGAUUGAUAUUUACAAGUAUGAUCCAUGGGAUCUCCCAAUGAGUCCAGUUGGGGAUAAGGAGUUAUAUUUCUUCUGCAUAAGAGAAAGAAAGUACAAGAACAGCGUAAGACCAAAUAGGGUCACAGGAUCUGGUUUCUGGAAGGCAACUGGUAUUGAUAAGCCAAUAUAUUCCGCUGUUGCAUCAUCAGGAGCAUCUCAUACCAAUAAUAACAACAACAAACACUGCAUCGGUCUCAAGAAAUCAUUAGUGUAUUACCGUGGAAGCGCUGGAAAAGGGACCAAAACAGAUUGGAUGAUGCAUGAAUUUCGCCUUCCUCCUCCUGUAGUAGCCGCUGCUGGCACGUCCUCAUCCGCAAAAUUGAACACUACCAUCCACCACCUAAACUCUAAGAGGAUUAGUAGUAGUACUUCUACACAUGAUCAAGAAGCUGAGAUCUGGACACUUUGCAGAGUAUUCAAGAGAACUGUUGCAUCAUAUAGCAUUACCAAUAAGAACAAGUACCCGCCAACAUCACAUGAAUAUCACAAAGAGAUAACGAUCAAUGGUACUGCUACAAAUAAUAAUAUUUCUUCAUCAACAACAACUAAAUCUUAUUCGAGUCCUCAACAAUCAUUUAGCAUGGAGUCUGAAAACUGGUCAUCAUCCUCCACCGAUCAGAAAUUCAACUAUUAUACUUCCGAGGAAUAUUCAACGACAUCAGCACAGGUUAAUAGUAAUAAUAAUCAACAAGAAAGAAUAAUAAACAAGACCAGGCCUGGAGGAGAAGUCGUUACAAAUAAUAAUCAAAUCCAUUCAACCGAAAGAGAUAGUAGUUAUUUGUUUCCCGGGGAGUUGAUGACCGACCGAAUAACUCAUCAUCAUCAAGAAGCAGCCGUAGUUUUGCAACAAUCGAAUAAUAUUAGUAAUUUUCAAAACUUACAUGGCACCAGAUCAAAUGAUAUUUUCUUCUUAGAUUAUGGAAUUUGGGAUGAUCUGGGGUCUGUAAUCUCGUCUGAUCAAGCUCUUUUGUAUGGUUACAUAUAAUACUGCGGAUAUAUAUUGGUAGUGUACUAUGUUUUAUUACUAUGAAUAAUGUAAAUGAAAAACUAGUCAAAAUUAUUACUAAUCAUGAUUAUAAUGACGCUGCCCAGAAACCUAAAGUGUUCAAUCGGAAGUGUUA
Papaver somniferum (opium poppy) is the source of this 1337-nucleotide messenger RNA. RefSeq names its product putative NAC domain-containing protein 94. The record is from RefSeq and is a predicted model, not a curated record. Gene Ontology annotation, biological process: regulation of DNA-templated transcription. The transcript has 3 exons. Lineage: Eukaryota; Viridiplantae; Streptophyta; Magnoliopsida; Ranunculales; Papaveraceae. The coding region runs from base 74 to 1201 and encodes 375 amino acids. Gene Ontology annotation, molecular function: DNA binding.